CGCUGUGAGUCGAGCGGAGAAGUCAAGCGACACUCGAAGCGAUUUAGCGAACACACAAGUUUCUUACGCUCAGCAGAGCAGACGUGUAGCGCGGAAUAUCGAAUUUUUAUCAAACUCAAGCUCCUACGUCCAUAAACAGCCAGGCUUUAACGAAAAAUCGUUGGAGGAAAAUAAAUAAACAGCCAAACACUGACACACUGACAUACACUUACAGUUACGCGCAAAGGCGAACAGUUCUUUUUCGCCAUCGACUUGUAGUUUACAUCAAAUAAAAUAAAACAUUCUUGAUUUCGGCAUCGAAAACUGAAAUAAACCAAUGAACCUAAUUUCUGUGCUCUCAACUUAAUAUCAAUAAAAAGUUGUAAAUUUGAAAUAACUGUGAAAAUGGGGAAUAACAACAAUGCGCAAACGAAUGGCAGUGCAGCAAAUGGUCAUUUGCCCAACGGUCAUUUGGCAACCGCAUCUGCGCCGACAGAAUCCUUUCUCAACCGCGUUUGGGGUUGGGCGGAUGCCAUAAGGGACUUCCUGUGGUUCAUCAUUUGCUCCAUCGGCUAUAUAAUCCAGGAUCUCUAUUACAUUACGUUUGGUUACCCAGAGAAAGAAUUAAAUACAGACAUCGCGCUGAUAACAGGUGGAGGUAAUGGCCUUGGUCGUUUACUCGCGCAACGCUUGGGGAAAAUGGGUACCAAAGUAGUCGUGUGGGAUAUUAAUAAAGAAGGCAUCAAGGAGACCAUCGAAAUAGUUGAAGCGGAAGGCGGUUACUGCAAGGGAUAUGUUGUCGACAUUUCCAAGAAGGAGGAAGUGUACAAGGCAGCUGAUGUGAUACGAAGUGAAAUUGGCGAUGUAACUUUGUUGAUCAACAACGCUGGUGUUGUGUCUGGCCGUCAUCUUUUGGAUACACCAGAUCAUCUCAUUGAACGUUCCUUCAAUGUCAAUGUUAUGGCCCAUUUCUGGACCACCAAAGCAUUCCUACCUAAAAUGAUCGAACAUGACCGCGGACACAUUGCAACUAUAGCCUCUUUGGCCGGUCACGUAGGCAUCACCAAACUGGUCGACUAUUGCGCUAGCAAAUUUGCAGCUGUUGGCUUUGACGAGGCCCUGCGUUUGGAACUGGAUGUCUUGGGUCACAGUAAUAUACAGACAACCUGCAUUUGCCCUUUCUUCAUUCAGGCAACCGGCAUGUUCGACGAUGUUUAUGCUAGAUGGGUGCCCACAUUGAACCCCAACGAUGUAGCUGAUCGCAUCAUAUUAGCAAUAAAGAAGAACGAAAAGAUUACAAUCAUACCUGGUUAUAUACGACUGCUGCUCUCGCUUAAAUGGACCUUCCCUUGGGGCUGUGUGGGUGGCCUCUUGCGCCGUCUUGUACCAGAUGCGGCGCCACAUGGUGUUGCACAAAAGCCUUUAUCCACAGAUGCGUCCACAAAACAACAGCAACAACAACAAGAGAAGAGCGCCAACACCGCUGCCCUGAAAGUCGCCCACACCAGCUUAAUCACGAAGCACACCAGCGAUCUGAGCACGGAUUUCAGUGAAACGCUGCCGAAGACCGCUUCGUUGUUGGUGCAACGUACACCAUCGCUGGGCGAGCGUGUUCUCUGAGAUUCACUGCUCCAUUUCGCCUUUAACUUAUUUUGCGUUUUUGGCAUUUCCAAUUUGUGCUACUCCCAGCCACUGGCCGGCCGCGCUGCUGGGGCGACGGAGGCGUUCUAUGAUCAGUGCGCAACAGAAGGCGUACUCGUCUAGUGAUAUUACGUUUACUUAGUAUUAUGUUAUUGUUAUUGUAAUUAGUUUAGUUUCUAACGGCUUAGGAUAUGGUUUUGAGCAUAAAUAUAAGGCGAUACAAACGAUAAGUUUUCAAGUACGGGUAAAAUUAUUCCACAAUACUAUAUAUAUGUAUGUAUUUGUAUUUAUUAGCUAGUAAUUCGAAAGUGUUAGCUAUUUUAUUAUGAAUUGUAUUUUAUAAACUUUAAUGGGUGUAAGUCUAGCUCAAUAAACUCAAACGAAUAUUUUGAGAAUAUAUAAUAUAUAUAGAAUAAAUAAGUCCUUUAGGAAUUGUCAUUAAUAGAAGCUCUGAAAGCUUAGUAACAUCGAACAUUUUAUAUAACUAGGUAUGUAAGCAUGUACCUAGGGGUACGAAUGAAUAAUAUAGCUGAAACAAUCAAUCGAAUUAAAUAAAUAAAAAAAUCUCUUACGAA
Zeugodacus cucurbitae (melon fly) is the source of this 2195-nucleotide messenger RNA. RefSeq names its product estradiol 17-beta-dehydrogenase 11. The transcript has 9 exons. Gene Ontology annotation, molecular function: oxidoreductase activity, acting on the CH-OH group of donors, NAD or NADP as acceptor. Bases 385 to 1599 code for a protein of 404 amino acids. Gene Ontology annotation, cellular component: lipid droplet. The record is from RefSeq and is a predicted model, not a curated record. NCBI's taxonomy places the organism in Eukaryota, Metazoa, Arthropoda, Insecta, Diptera, Tephritidae.